AUGGCAGCGACUCAAUAUUCAGACUAUUAUAAUAAUAAUACCAACAUCAACAAUGGCAAUAGCCACAUUACAGCAUAUCACCAUUACCAUCAUCAUCAAGCUCACAGCCAACAGCAAAAUUUUUAUGCUUAUCCAACCGGACAUUAUGAUUGCAAAAAUCUAAAUAGCGCAAAUGAUGCUUACAAUAAUUAUAAUUAUAAUUUACCACCAAAUAAUUACAAUGAUCAAUGGAAUUCGUAUUAUAAUCAAGUCCAACAGCAGCAUCAACAUCAAGAACAAUCCCAAUUGCAUUAUAAUCAUCAACUAAACAUGCUAAAUAAUUAUUCUCAGGUACACAACAGUAAUAAUAGUGGUAGUUUAGCAAAACCAACCCAUCCAGACACAUCACGUACAAUGGCAAAUGAAAAUCAGCCAAAUUUAAAUGGCAAUCAAUAUGUGGAUGGGAAAAAUGAUUUAUAUUAUGGUCAUCAUGCGCAUCAACAGCAAUAUCAACAGAAUGAAAAACAAAAAACUAAUAAUAAUGAAACAACAAAUGAACAUUAUGCAGCAAGUAGUCAAUUAAUAAAUGGAGAAUCGCGUAAAAGGAAAAUAAUCGAUAAUUCAACGGCAGCUGAGGACUCGCCAGCGUUACGAGCCUUAUUAUCGAGACCAGUAAAACGUGCAAAAUAUGUUAAAUCGCCAUACUUUUAUACACAAAAUCAUCAUGGUGCUGGUAGCAUUUCGCCAGCAAGCUCAACAUCGGAACAUUAUCAAGUGCCAUCAGUUGUGACUGUCGCUGAGGAACAAUCGAUUAAUUUAUGCAAUUAUAAUAAGGAAGGAUAUGAAUUGUCUAUUCAUGAGGAUGUUAAAGUGAACAGUCCAAUGAAUAAUAGCUUCAUGACAACGCCGCCAUCAUCUCCAAAGGAUCAUCACAAUAAGAGUAAUAAUCAUGAUGACACAUCAAAUUCGAGUGGGAUAUGGAAUGAUCAAAAUGAAGAAAAUCUCAAGGGCUCGAAGCGAACACGCCAAACCUACACAAGAUACCAAACACUUGAAUUAGAGAAGGAAUUCAAUCUCAAUAAGUAUUUGACUCGCAGGAAGCGAAUUGAAAUUUCACACACACUACAAUUAAGUGAACGGCAAAUAAAAAUUUGGUUCCAAAAUCGCCGAAUGAAAUUUAAAAAAGAUAGCUCGCUUACAACAGUCGAUUUAUUGUACACGGACGAGCAACAAAUCACUCAAAAUUAUCCAACUUAUCAACAGUCAAAUAUGCCUCCACAUCACGAUUAUAAUAAUGGAAUGAUGGUAGCGAAUAGCAAUAAUACGUUAAAUGACUUGAUGAAUAUCAAUCAUGAGCAGCAGCAAACGCAUUUUGAAUUAUCGUCGUUUGUAUGA
Molecule: messenger RNA, 1374 nt
Organism: Chironomus riparius
Lineage: Eukaryota; Metazoa; Arthropoda; Insecta; Diptera; Chironomidae
Source: the annotation of a GenBank genome assembly